Magnolia sinica is the source of this 1924-nucleotide messenger RNA. RefSeq names its product protein IQ-DOMAIN 21-like. Gene Ontology annotation, molecular function: protein binding. NCBI's taxonomy places the organism in Eukaryota, Viridiplantae, Streptophyta, Magnoliopsida, Magnoliales, Magnoliaceae. The transcript has 5 exons. The record is from RefSeq and is a predicted model, not a curated record. Bases 302 to 1627 code for a protein of 441 amino acids.
AGUUAAUACUCUCUUCCCUUCCAUCCCUCUUUCCUCUCCAGCGCCCUUCCCGUCAAAAUCCUGACACCCCCCGUCAAAAUCCUGACGCCUCCUGUCGACACGCAAUAUAUACCUCCGUCGCUGCAAGAAAAAAAAUCGGUUUCCCAAACUCGGCCAGAAAUGCUCUCCCAAUCGCAUCUCGCGAUUUCUUCCCCAGAAAUUAUUCGUUCUCACGCGAUACACGAAUGACCGUACAAUGGAACUGGAAGGAGAGUCUCUGUAAAUAAUAUCCUAAGAAGUUCGGAAUUCUUUCCAGAUAAGAAUGGGGAAGAAGGCGAACUGGUUUAAGAGAGUCUUCAAGUCGUCGUCUUCUAAACGCUCGGAAAAGAAGAAAGAAAACACACAGAAAUGGCAGCCAGAUAUGCCGGAGGUGGUCUCUCUGGAACAUUUCCCUGAGGGAACCUCGCCUGACAUUACUAAUGAUGAGAGCGCAAUGCAUUCUCCCACAUCCGAUGAUCAAGGCCACGCGAUGGCUGUGGCCAUGGCAACCGCCGCCGCCGCGGAAGCGGCUGUUGUGGCUGCACAGGCGGCCGCGAGAGUUGUCAGACUAGCUGGAUAUCGACGCCAGCCCGACGAAGAAAGGGCUGCCACCAUCAUUCAGGCUUUCUACAGAGGAUACCUGGCACGAAGAGCUCUGCGCGCGUUGAAAGGGCUGGUGAGGCUGCAGGCGCUCGUACGCGGACACAACGUACGAAAACAGGCCCAGAUGACGAUGCGGUGCAUGCAAGCCCUCGUACGUGUUCAAAGGAGAGUUAGAGCACGACGCCUCCAGCUGGUCGAGGAGAAGACUUACCACAAGAAAUUGGAAGAAGAAGAAGAAGAAAACGAAAUGCAAGGUCAGAAGAACACGUACGUGACGGACAUGGAAAUGGACGGCUGGGAUGGAAGGCCCCAAAGCUUGGAGACGAUAAGGGCUGAGUCUCAAAGGAAGCACGAUGCUGUGAUCAGACGCGAGAGGGCCCUUGCUUAUGCUUUUACUUAUCAGCAGCAGCAGCAACAUCAGCAUCUGUGGGCGUCGGAGGCGGAGACGCCCCAAUUGGGAUGGAACUGGCUCGAGCGUUGGAUGGCCUCUCAGCCAUGGCACGACCGACCCGUAGCGCCACCGCCACCAGAGAGCUCCUAUGCCACUGUCACGAACACCGACGACACUUCGGAAAGAACAGUCGAGAUCGACAUCCCAAGACCAGUAGGCCGCAACCCCACUGAUACAACGAGAUUUUCAAAUACGCACCCACGCACUUCCGUGGACCAGCACGUACCGUCCGAGACGGUUGGCGAGGGACGAGAUAUUCCUGUGGUGGUCCCCAGUUACAUGGCCCCAACACAAUCGGCCAAAGCUAAGGUUCGGAGCCAGAGCUGCAGUAAGCAGCGGGCGAACCCGUCUGCAAAGCGGGCAUUUGGUGGUGCAGAUUCAUCGAGCUCAGGGGGAGGGAUGUCAGCCUACCAUGCGGUGAGGAGCCCAAGCCCAAAGCCAAAUGGGGUGCGCCUACCAGCUCGACGGGUCACCAGCUACAGUCCUGAUUCCAGCGUCGGAGAUGAUCGGACCCCGCCUCGUGUUGGGCAAGGUCGGAAGAGCGGUUUCGGAUGAUCGCAUAUCCCUCUAUGUUCUCUAAAUUUAUAUUGUUUUUUUCUAAUAUUAUUGUUAAUGCAAUGAGAUUACAUGUAUUUAUGUAUUUAUGGGAGAGGACUUUAAUCUUGUAAAUCAUAAUACUAUAUAGAUAAUAUUUGUGGAGUUUAUCUUGCCGUCGCAAUGCCGGGUCGUAUCAUAUCACCCUUCAUUGGACUGUUUGACAUGGGCUGUAGCUGGUACAACUGUAUUGUUCAUCGAUGAUAUUGGGUUGAAAUAGUAAAUGAUUUUAAAUGAAAAUUAAAUGGAAUGUUCUUA